Messenger RNA from Plasmodium falciparum 3D7, 2205 nucleotides. It is a transcript of the gene IspD, whose product is annotated as putative 2-C-methyl-D-erythritol 4-phosphate cytidylyltransferase. The record is from RefSeq and is a predicted model, not a curated record. Gene Ontology annotation, biological process: isoprenoid biosynthetic process. NCBI's taxonomy places the organism in Eukaryota, Apicomplexa, Aconoidasida, Haemosporida, Plasmodiidae. Gene Ontology annotation, molecular function: catalytic activity; 2-C-methyl-D-erythritol 4-phosphate cytidylyltransferase activity; cytidylyltransferase activity.
AUGCAUUUUGUUCAUACGUUUAUUCGUUGUGUUCUACUUAUUUAUUUUAUCAAAUGGAAUGGAUAUAAUUUCCAUAUGUUAAAAAGACAAUUUUUUAAAAAUGGUAAGAAUAUUAUAGAGAGAAGUAUCAGAAAAUGUAAAAAAAAUAAUUUUAGUAAAUCGUAUCAUUCAAUUGUAUAUAUAAAAAAUGGAGUCACUCAAUAUAUGUGUAAAAAUAAAAAAAGAGGGAGAGGAGAACAAAAAAAAAAUAUAAUAAUAAAUAAUAAAUAUCUAUUCCUUCUUAAUAAUUUCAUCGAUAAAAAUAAAGAUAAAACUUAUUUAUCUACAUCAUUAGAAAGAAAAUAUUUGAAAAAUCAAAAGGACGAUGCCCACAAAAUUUGGAAAAAUAGAAUAAAGAAUUACAAAAGCAUUAAUAUAUAUAUGAGUAAGAUAGAAGAAAAAUCAACUAAAGAGAUAGAAAAUAAAGAUGAUAUAUUAAAUAAGGACAAUAUAAAUAAUAAACAUAUAUAUGAUAAUAACAAAGAAAAUGAUAUAUUUAAUAAAUAUAAUACAAAACAAUAUGAAAAAAUAAUAAAAAAGAAAAAUAUUCAUUCUAUAUUAUUAUGUGGAGGUAUAGGAAAAAGAACUGAAUUGAUCGGUCCUAAGCAAUUUUUAAAAUUAAAUGAUAUACCUCUGUUUAUAUAUUCAUUUAAUUUGUUUAUAAAAUGUAAUUUAAUAAAAUCUCUUACUUUAGUAUGUGAUAAAAAACAUUUUUCAUGUAUCAUCCACAGUAUAAAUGUGUAUAAUCAACUUCUUUUAAAAAGAAAAAUGAUAAACUCCUUUUUAAAAAAUGGAAACGAUAAAUUAAAUAUAAAUCUGAAGGAAUGUGAUCAAGAUGAAAAAGACAACAUAAAAGAUUUCUCUUCCCAAAAAAUUAAUUUAGGAGAAAAUCAUUUUAAUGAUGAUAGUAAUAUAAUAGAUUAUAUACACAAAAAUACAUACAUUAUAUAUGAUAAUGAAAAAAAUAAAUGUAUUCUAGAUAUGCAAGAACUAUUAAAUGAUUUGUCAAAAGAUAUAAAGAUAAGAAAGAAAAAAGAAAUAAAUGAAAUAAAUGAAAAACAUGAAAAAAAUGAAAUACAUGAAAAAAAUGAAAAACAUGAAAAAAAUGAAAAAAAUGAAAAAGAUGAAAAAGAUGAAAAAGAUGAAAAAGAUGAAAAAGAUGAAAAACAUAUAAUUCAAAUAAAACAAAAACAUAUAAAUGUCAAUAGAUAUAAAUUAUUAAAAAUUGUAGAAAGUGGAAAAGAACGAUUAGAUUCCUUUUUAAAUGCUAUGAAAUCAAUAGAUAUAGAAUUAGAUAGUCAAAUGUAUAUUUACGAAUUAUUAAAAAAAUAUAUCCAAGGGAAAAAUAAUAAGAAUGAUAAUAUAUCAUACGAAUUUGAAGAUGUUAAUAUAAACAAAUGUAAUAAAAAUUAUAAUUCAAAUAAUGAUAGUAUGCAAAAUAACAAUAUUAAAGACAAAAAAGAAGAAAAAAAAAAAAAGAUACAUAUAACAAAUAUUUUAAUACAUGAUGGUGCUCGUCCUUUCUUAUCAGAAAUUGAUUUCUUUAAUUUAAUUUAUUAUUCCACUUUAGAUAAAAAUGUUAUAUUAGGUUCAAAAGCUACAGAUACUAUAAAAUUGAUACAACAUGAAGAAGAAAAUAAAAAAAAGACAACUAGCCCUUUUAUUAAAAAAACUAUAGAUAGAGAUACCAUAUUCCAAGCACAAACACCACAAAUAUUUGAUAGUAAAACGUUGCAUAAUAAUAUAUUAACAUAUAUACUUCCAAUGAAAAAUAAUGAAAAAAAAAUAAAACAAACAAAUAUAAAUAUUAUAAAUGAUAAUAAUUAUCCCAACAGUGAACAACAACAUAAUAAACAAUUUACGGAUACCUCUUCUUUAUAUCAAUAUUUUAAUAAAUCAAAAAAAAAAAAAAUUUUUGUGUUACAAUCAAAUUUUCCUAAUUUUAAAGUAACUACACCAGAAGAUGUUUUACAUUCAUUUUUUCUUAUGAAAUAUAUUUAUAAUUAUAAAUUUAUUGAUAUAGAAGAAAGUAUAUUUAAAGAUGAAUAUAUAAAUUCCCAUUCAAGUUAUAUAUUAAAAAAGCAGUUUAAUAAUUUCUUUUUCUAUGAUGCUUUAAAUGAAAAACAAAAAAUACUAUAUCACAAAUUUUAUUAUUCUUCAAAAUGA